Cottoperca gobio is the source of this 2251-nucleotide messenger RNA. RefSeq names its product SET domain containing 3, actin histidine methyltransferase (gene setd3). The record is from RefSeq and is a predicted model, not a curated record. Lineage: Eukaryota; Metazoa; Chordata; Actinopteri; Perciformes; Bovichtidae. Gene Ontology annotation, biological process: peptidyl-lysine trimethylation; actin modification; peptidyl-lysine monomethylation. Gene Ontology annotation, molecular function: protein-L-histidine N-tele-methyltransferase activity; protein-lysine N-methyltransferase activity; protein binding.
AGUUGCUUCAUGUGACACUUCAGAGGAAACAACGUCUACAUUUUUGGAAAACACGUUUCCUCUCCUCCCAUGGUUUCCUUGAGGGAAACGUGGAUGCCACGAAGAGACUUGGGAUGUACUCUUGGUGUUUUACACCCUAAACGUAGUUUCACAGUCAGUGAUCGAUGUCCAAGUGUUGUGCAUCAGUCGUCAAAGAGGAUACAACUGAGUGCACACGUUCACCAGAAGUGCAGCAGACUUCAAAGUUUGAGGCUGUUUAUAACUAUAUGAUUUGCUAUGGAUUUGCUCCUUAUGGUUUAGAUAUGUUAUGUAUGUUAUUUUCAGGUUAACUUGUCAUAGUUAAGUUGUGAGUCGGCUAUAUGGUUAAUUUAACGUGAUAGAGUUGAUGUAUUUAUGUUCAUUAUUUGAUUCCCCAGAAUGCAGCAGUGCAGCACCCUCUGCUGGUAAAGAGUGGGAGGAGUACACUCAGAUCAGAGGCUUGGUGGAGAAGAUCCGCAAGAAACAGAAGGGUAUGUCGAUAGUCUUCGAUGGUAGCAGAGAUGACUACUUUCCAGACUUGAUGUCCUGGGCUCAGGAAAACGGGGCGUCCUGCGACAGCUUCACUGUGGACAACUUUGGGACGGAGGGCUACGGCCUGCGGGCCACCAGAAACAUCAAGGCAGAGGAACUGUUCCUGUGGAUUCCCAGGAAGAUGCUGAUGACUGUGGAGUCGGCCCAGAACUCUGUACUUGGUCCUCUGUACAGCCAGGACAGGAUCCUACAGGCUAUGGGCAACGUGACGCUGGCCUUCCACCUGCUGUGUGAGCGGGAACCCGAUUCAUCCUGGCUGCCGUACAUCCGCAGUCUUCCUCUUGAGUACGACACGCCGCUUUUCUACCAGCAGGACGAGGUGCAGGUGCUGCUGGGCACACAGGCAGUGCAGGACGUCCUGAGCCAGUAUAAAAACACUGCACGUCAGUACGCUUACUUCUACAAACUAGUACAGACUCAUCCCGCCGCCAGCAAACUGCCCCUGAAGGACAGCUUCACAUUUGAUGACUACAGGUGGGCAGUGUCUUCGGUGAUGACACGCCAGAACCAGAUCCCAACUGAGGACGGCAGCCGCAUCACUCUGGCCCUCAUCCCCGUCUGGGACAUGUGUAAUCACACCAAUGGACUGAUCACCACCGGCUACAACCUGGAGGAUGAUCGCUGUGAAUGUGUGGCACUGCAGGACUACAAAGAGAACGAACAGAUCUACAUCUUCUAUGGCACAAGAUCCAAUGCUGAGUUUGUCAUCCACAAUGGCUUCUUCUUUCAAGACAAUGCCCACGACCGAGUGAAGAUCAAGCUGGGCGUCAGUAAGAGCGAGCGCCUUUACGCCAUGAAGGCGGAAGUGCUCGCACGAGCCGGCAUCCCAGCGUCCUGUAUCUUUGCUCUGCACUGUAAUGAACCCCCCAUAUCAGCCCAGCUCCUGGCCUUCCUUAGAGUCUUCUGCAUGACAGAGGAGGAAUUGAAUGAUUACCUGCUCGGAGAUCGUGCCAUCAAUAAGAUCUUUACUCUGGGCAACAGCGAGUUCCCUGUCAGCUGGGAGAAUGAGAUCAAGUUGUGGACUUUCCUUGAGACCCGAGCUGCUCUUCUGCUCAAGACCUACAAGACCACCUCACAGGAGGACCGCUCCACACUUGAGAACCCAGAUCUAUCUCUCCAUUCUCGAGUGUCAAUCCAACUCCGCAUGGCUGAGAAACAGAUCUUAGAGAAGGCGUCGGCCAGUGGACGGGCCAAACGUCUGUGCUUUGAGAAGAAGCUAGAGGAGGGAGCUCCAUUGCCUGUGUACGAGGAAAGCGACAUCGCCUUGCUGGAGAAUACUGACGCAGAUGCAAAGCUUCCCAUCAUUCUACGCAAGCUGAAAGGGGUAGAAGAAGACCAGGAGGUCCAGGUGGAGGAGCACAGUCACUUCCUGAAUGGGGACAAGGCUGUGUAUGCUAUGGAUAUGGAGGCUAAUGGAGAGUCAGUGCAGGAGGUGACUCAGGAGAAGGUCAGCAGAGAUGUUGAUUCAGCCUUGGACUUGAUUGGAAGUUCAACCCCGAUGGGCCGACAGGAAGUGGCCGACCUAAGUGCCAGUCGAACUGAAGAUAAUCCCAAAGAGAACAGUCAAUAAAUGUAUUCCAUUUACGGCCACAGCCCUUGCUAUUUAUUUAUUUUUGUGUCUCUUAAAUGACUCAGAAAUAUAGAAGCUGAAAAUAUUUGAAUUAAAAGUCACAUAACUUCA